GCGGUCCUUGUAGUGUUCAGCCGUUGUUUCACACCGGACAUAUUUUGGAAGCGGCACUGCAACCAUGGACGAGGUGUCCCAGCGUGUUUUGGAGUAUUUGACUGAAGUUGAAGAGGCAGCUGAAGAUGUUCUCACCACUAAACAGCAGAUUGUGGACCUGGACACAAAGAGAAACAGGAACAGGGAGGCACUUAAUGCACUGAAACAUGAUGUAGCAGAUUCAGAGAAAGUCAAGGUUUGCUUGGGAAGCAUGUUUAUCAAAUUCCCCAAAGCCAAGACAAGAGAGAUGAUUCAGAAAGACCAGGAGCAGCUGGACAAAGAGAUAAAUGAGCUUCGCAAAGGGCUGAAAGCAAAAGUGAAUCGUCUCAAUGAGAUGCAAGGAAAACCUGAGCUGAGAGGCUACAGUCUUUCUCCUCUGUCCACUGAUGAAAUCAGAGCUAUUAACAGCCUUUUAAAGAGAUGACCGGAAUUCAACAAAUCAAUGCAUCUGGGGACAAAUGCCACAUGUUGACAUGUUGACUGCAGCACUCAGUUGUUCAGAUAGGAGCACAAUGUGCCAGAGCUUCAAAUACACAUUUGUUAAGAUGAGACACACACACAAAUUACAGUAGGAGGAUUAGGUUGAAUGAUGGCUCGAAUGUCAGCUCAGCCUGGGAAAAGAGGAGAUUCGUUGGUGUGGUUAGAACUUUAUCUUACUAAAGUAUAUUUUAUACAACCAUAUUAAAGAAUGGAAGAAGUUCAUGGUCUUCCCAAUUACUUCUUUAAACAAUAAUCAGGUUUUUCUUUCUGCAGAGAGCUUUACAGUUCAAAAACAGGUCCAAACACUCAAAAGAUCUUCUGAAUUUACUACCUGGAACCAAACCAGGUCUGCCUUUUAGUAUAAAGCUGCACGUAGAAACAAAAAAUGCCAAACCAUAUAGGAGAGAGAGACCUGUUCAUUAUUGACAUGAGAACUGAUCGCAUUUUAAAGCUAAUAUGGAAACCAAUACAACUCCCAUUCUUUCUAAUGGCUAGCAAGAGCUAACCUCACUGAUUGAAAAGAGAAUUUCAGUUGUGUUGAAGUUUUAUGUGACCUCGGUUAACACUUUCCAGGUGAAUUUAUGGUUUCAAUUCCUAGUUUUAACCUUUUUCUUUUCAAAUAUAACAUGAUUUUUAUUGUAAAUUGAGUGAAGAAAAACAGGAUACGCUUUAGUGUGUGUGAUCGGCAAGUUGAUCGACCUGCUCAGUUCGAGGAGUCGCAACAAGAAUUUGAGAACUAGUAGUUGAUGUCACCACAGACAACUUUUAUAUACAGUCUUUGGCUGUGAUGUAUAUAAUCCAUCCUCCAAGCUAAUAAAAGCUUGUAACAUACACACA
Messenger RNA from Oreochromis aureus, 1356 nucleotides. It is a transcript of the gene pdrg1, whose product is annotated as p53 and DNA-damage regulated 1. The record is from RefSeq and is a predicted model, not a curated record. Gene Ontology annotation, cellular component: prefoldin complex. Gene Ontology annotation, biological process: protein folding. Bases 65 to 463 code for a protein of 132 amino acids. NCBI's taxonomy places the organism in Eukaryota, Metazoa, Chordata, Actinopteri, Cichliformes, Cichlidae. The transcript is spliced from 5 exons.